This is a messenger RNA of Aureobasidium namibiae CBS 147.97, 987 nucleotides long. RefSeq names its product Brix-domain-containing protein. The coding region runs from base 1 to 987 and encodes 328 amino acids. Gene Ontology annotation, cellular component: nucleolus. Gene Ontology annotation, biological process: maturation of LSU-rRNA from tricistronic rRNA transcript (SSU-rRNA, 5.8S rRNA, LSU-rRNA); ribosomal large subunit assembly. NCBI's taxonomy places the organism in Eukaryota, Fungi, Ascomycota, Dothideomycetes, Dothideales, Saccotheciaceae. The record is from RefSeq and is a predicted model, not a curated record. Gene Ontology annotation, molecular function: rRNA binding. The transcript is spliced from 3 exons.
AUGUUGAGACAAAUCAAACCCAAGAACGCCCGCAGCAAGCGCGCCCUCGACAAGAAAGCACCCCAGUUGCACGAAAACCCCAAAAUGACCCUCUUCCUCCGCUACACCUCAUGCUCGGAAAUCGUCCAACUCUGCAUGGGAGACCUGCAUUCCCUCAAACGCCCUCUGGCCCAAAAAUUCACAAAGAAGAACGACAUCCACCCCUUCGAAGACCCUUCCUCGCUAGAGUUUUUCGCCGAGAAGAAUGAUUGCAGUUUGAUGGUGUUUGGCUCGCAUUCGAAGAAACGCCCGCAUACGGUGACAUUCGUCCGGUUCUUCGACCACAAAGUGUUGGAGAUGCUGGAAUUGCACGUUGAUGCGGAUACCUUCAGGACGAUUUCGCAAUUCAAGAGUGACAAGGCUAGAGUGGGACUCAAGCCUCUGGUAUCAUUUUCGGGCACUGCAUUCGAUUCUCCCGUUGCCAACACAUACACCAUGGCCAAGUCUUUGCUGCUCGACUUUUUCAAGGGCGAGGAUACGAAUAAUGUGGAUGUGGAGGGUUUGCAGUACAUGGUGCACAUUUCCGUGCCUGAAGAGGAGGAUGCACAGCCAGCACCAAAGAUUUGUCUCAGGACUUAUAUGAUCAGCACCAAAAAGUCUGGACAGAGUUUGCCGAGGGUGGAGGUUGAGGAGAUGGGACCCAGAGUUGAUUUCCGGGUUGGUAGGGUCAAGGAGGCCGAUGUGGAUAUGAUGAAGGCAGCCAUGAAGAAGCCCAAGGGACUCGAGGCAAAGAGCAAGAAGAACAUCGAAACCGACAUCAUCGGCGACAAGGUCGGCCGCAUCCAUCUCGGCAAGCAGGACCUCAACGACAUGCAAACGAGAAAGAUGAAGGGUCUCAAGCGCAACAGAGACGACGACGACACCGAAGGUGGCCCCGUGGUUUCCGACGACGAAGGCGAAGAUGUCGAGACCGAUGGUGGUGUUGAGAUCAAGAAGAUUCGUGUUUAA